AUGGCAUUCAAGUACGACUUCAACUACGCCGUCAACGACCCACCAUCUGGCAACGACUUCGGACACCAGGAAGCCCGUGAUGGAGACAACACGCAGGGAUCAUACUACGUCCUUCUCCCCGACGGUCGUCUUCAGAGGGUUACCUACAAUGUGAACGGCGACUCGGGUUACGUUGCUGACGUCACUUACGAGGGAGAGGCUCAGUACCCCACACCAAAAACCUCCUAUGGUCCUCCUCAGCCAUCUUACAAGCCACCCUCCCCCUCCUAUGCUUAG
This is a messenger RNA of Penaeus chinensis, 276 nucleotides long. RefSeq names its product pro-resilin-like. Gene Ontology annotation, cellular component: extracellular matrix. Lineage: Eukaryota; Metazoa; Arthropoda; Malacostraca; Decapoda; Penaeidae. The record is from RefSeq and is a predicted model, not a curated record. The transcript is spliced from 2 exons. The coding region runs from base 1 to 276 and encodes 91 amino acids.